AUGAAUUAUUCUGCACUGGCUAAGGAAGUUUUUGAAUUACAGAAUAAAGUGCGAUAAGACCCAUCUCUAAUGAUUCCAGUUCUAGAAAAUAGGCUCAAAUACUUUAAAGAUAAGAUCAUUCACAUGCCAGGAACUUAGGCUACCAAUACAAAGGAAGGUGCAAGUUCUGUUCAAGAAUGCAUCGAUUUCCUUAAAAAACAAAAACCAGUUGGGCCCUUGACUUAUGAUAAAGGACUGGAAGAAGCAGCAAGAGAUCAUGCAGAGGAUCUAGGAACUAAUGGUCUGACCGGACAUGAGGGAAGUGAUCAUUCAACGACAAAAUAAAGAAUAGAAAGACAUGGUUCAUGGAAACCAGGCACAAUUGGUGAGAAUAUAAGUUUUGGAAAAUCCACAGCUGAAGAUAUUGUCAUAUAAUUGAUUGUCGAUGAUGGUGUUCCAAGCAGAGGACACAGAUCUAAUUUCUUUGAGCCUGCCUAUAAAUAAGUCGGUAUUUUUGGAGCUCCUCACAAGGCCUUCAAGUUUGUAUUUGUCUUCGAUUUUGCUUCAAAAUUCAUAUAAGGAGGCAAACAAGAGUAAUAAUAGGGAGAAUAAGAGAAGGAGAAAAAAAAGAAAUAAGAGAAAAAAUAAAAGGAUGAUGAUGAUGAUGAUAAAAAAGAUGAAGGAAAAGAAAAGUUGAUUCCAGGGGCUAAGAAAGUUUAGAAGAAGGUUAAAACUGUUACCAAAGGUGGUAAAAAACACAUUAUAACCACAAAAAUUUAUACUAUGAAUGAUGGUACCACUUAAGAAGAAGUCACUGAAAAAGUGGAAGAUGCAUGA
Molecule: messenger RNA, 816 nt
Organism: Paramecium tetraurelia
Lineage: Eukaryota; Ciliophora; Oligohymenophorea; Peniculida; Parameciidae
Exons: 4
Source: RefSeq, a predicted model, not a curated record